This is a messenger RNA of Phaedon cochleariae (mustard beetle), 678 nucleotides long. Lineage: Eukaryota; Metazoa; Arthropoda; Insecta; Coleoptera; Chrysomelidae. The record is from the annotation of a GenBank genome assembly.
AUGACGAUACAUGAAAUACUAAAUGCGCAGCUUUCUGUUGAAAUCGGAUCAAUAUUAUAUGGACCUUCGGCAUUCCCGCCCUUAGGUCGUAGUAAAGGAGAUUUCCAGCAUGCAUCAACAAAACAAUCACAAAGUAAAGCUGUAACAUCUAGGAAACCAAAGGCCAAAAACGUGAACUCUCAGCCACCACAAACAAAAAAAGGUGAAAAACCCCCACCCAUCAUCUUUGACGGCAUCCUGAGAGACCGAAAGGAAAUCAUCCCCCUCAUUAAGUCUCUCACAGUGAAAAAAUUCUAUUUCAAGUAUGGAAAUGAAAGCACCUUGCUAUACACGGAAUCUACUGAGGAUUUCGAAAAUGUCAAAAGAAGGCUCAAGGAAGACGAGGUAUCCUUCUAUACAUAUGCCCUCAAGAAGGACAAAACACACGCAUUCGUGCUGAGGGGCCUGGACUUUGAGCCUGAGCCCUCCGAGAUCAUUGAAGAAAUGGAACAAGAACAUAAAAUCAAGGUCAAGGAGGUCUACAGGCUUAACACGCGGUAUAGGCCUCUCUACCUGGCAACAAGAUGCAACAGCUUGUCUGGUGCAUACGGUUGUAUGGUUGUUCUUGGCAUCAAUCCGCUGUUUGUCAAGUACCAUCCCCAGAGCAAAGGGUUUUUGGUGUUGCCAAGCCAUGCCUGA